Molecule: messenger RNA, 2610 nt
Organism: Cajanus cajan (pigeon pea)
Lineage: Eukaryota; Viridiplantae; Streptophyta; Magnoliopsida; Fabales; Fabaceae
Product: ubiquitin-like-specific protease ESD4
Biological process (GO): protein desumoylation; proteolysis
Cellular component (GO): nucleus
Molecular function (GO): deSUMOylase activity
Source: RefSeq, a predicted model, not a curated record
AAAGGAAAACAGUGGGAAAGAAUGCUAGUUGUGUUUUUGUGCCGCGAAAGCAGAAAAGAAAAGGCAAAACUGAAGCUGAGCGGAACAAGCGCGGAGGUGAAUGAACAACACAACAGAUCCAUAACAACACAACCUAUCACUCCGCACUUCAAAUUCUCUUCCCUCUCAAUUUCAACGUUACAACAUUUAUCGCAGUCAACCCCUUCCACUUCCACCCAAUUCCAUUGCCCUCCUUUCUCAUUCUCAAUUCCACCUUCUGCUUUCUCAGAUACCGCUCCUCACAAACCCUAACCUUUCUAGGGUUUCGCAGAACCCCCAAAUUCCCCACCCCGACCGGACAUGCGCGUUCUUCUCCAAUGGCUGUCGUAACCAGCACCGGCAAGCGCCGCCAACACUGGCUCUCCGUCAAUCAAAACAAUCCAUCUCCCGAUACGAAACGACCCAGACUGUCCACAAUGUCGCAGAACCAGACUCGACCCGUGUUAUCCUCGCGUAGCGUGCUCGCAAGAAUUUCUCGGUACCCGGAGGUUAACUCAACUUUGCGCAGGGAGGUUCACGCCCCGUGUAGACCGCGUAAGUUUGACCUUCGCACCUUUUCUAGAACGGAAUUGGGCGUGAGUGCUAGUGGUUAUUCUCACAAAGAGGAGGUUAUUAACGAUGUGGGCUACGUGUUAAGUAAAAAUUACCAGAGGGCGAAGAAUUCUGCGUUGGGUACCAUUAGGUUUGAGGAUAAGGGCAAGGAGGUGAUAGAAUUGGAUACUGAUAGUCCCAAGGGCAUGGUUUCGGAGGAUUCGGGUGUGGAAGUGGUUCGUCCUGUGGAAGAAGAUGGACGAGAAGUGCGCUCUGUGGCGACGGAGCAUAAGUGGCAGGAAGGUGAUUUGGUUGUGACUGAGAUAAAGGAUUUGCGUGCUAAGGAUAUUAUGCAGGGUGGCCCUCAGCAGCAGUCAACUUCAUCUGUGGUUUCUGAGUUGACUAAUGGCAAUUUGAAUGUCGUUGAUGCUUCCAAGAUGUUGGAGACUCUGUCUUUAAGAUCGGAGCUUGAUCUGAGUGUUCAAGUCUACAAGAAGUUGCUCAGGGCUGUUGGGAAGCGAGAUGAUACGCUUAAGAGGCUGUCGUUUCAAAUUCAAAUUAAUGAGACACGUAGGUCCACGUUUGAAUUGUUGCGCCCGAAGAAGGAAGUAGUAGAGGAAGUGCCAGUGGAACCUUUUAUUCCUCUUACUAAGGAAGAAGAAGCUGAGGUUGCACAUGCCUUUUCUUCCAACAGGUGGAAGAUCUUGGUUAACCAUGAGAAAUCUGGCAUUGAGAUUUCAGGGGAAAAGUUUCAGUGCCUUAGGCCGGGUGCAUGGUUAAACGACGAGGUGAUAAAUUUGUACCUUGAGUUGUUGAAAGAGAGGGAGAGAAGAGAGCCGCAGAAGUUUCUGAACUGUCAUUUUUUCAAUACCUUUUUCUACAAAAGGUUAAUAAGUGGCAAAAAUGGUUAUGAUUUCAAAUCUGUGAGGAGAUGGACCAGCCAAAAGAAAUUGGGAUAUGGCCUACAUGAAUGUGAUAAGAUAUUUGUACCUAUCCAUAAAGAGAUCCAUUGGUGCUUGGCUGUUAUCAAUAAGAAAGAAAAGAAAUUUCAGUUUCUGGACUCCCUGAGAGGAACAGAUUCCCAAGUGAUGAAAGUGCUGGCUAGCUAUAUUGUAGAUGAAGUAAAAGACAAGACUGGAAAAGAUAUUGAUGUAAGUUCUUGGAAAAAAGAAUUUGUUGAAGACCUUCCUGAGCAGCAGAACGGGUAUGAUUGUGGGGUGUUUAUGAUCAAAUAUGCUGACUUCUAUAGCAGAAACUUGGGGCUGUGUUUCAACCAGGAACACAUGUCUUACUUCCGGCGCAGAACAGCCAAGGAAAUCUUGAGAUUAAAAGCAGACUAAGACAAAGUAUAUUCAUUUGUAUUUCCAUAUAUUGGAUUUUGGGCAUCAGAAAUUGAAACAAUCAUUAAUGUCAAAUCAGCAGGGUACUUUUUGAUGAAGGAUUCUUCCCUCCCGACUCCUGUGACCAUCUUGAUCAGAACCAUUAAAGAGUUCUGUCAUUUGUUAGAUUGUGGACUGGACCAAUUAUACAUAUCGUUCUGAUACUCAGGUACACCAUGUUGGUAGUGUAGUAUGUAGCAAGUCGUAUAUGCUAUGACGAAGGAAUCGAUACUUGAUGCAUUAGGUUGUGGUUUUAAUUAUGUAAUGAUAAGUGUGCUCCCUCACCAUUUCUGGUGUCUGGUUUUACUAUUUAUUUUUCGUAUAACCAGGAGGUCACUCUCUCUCGAGUGGGCCUAUUUAGGAGUAAAGUGUUCAGUCCUGACUUUAAGCUCAAGUUGAGAAUCAAACUUCAUUCUUUGAUUAAGGAAUACAAGUUGUUAAUAAUUUUGAUGUCUAGUUUAUUUUAACUUGUUUGUGCGGUUGAUGCAGAGCCCCUCAUAUCAGGCAAAUUAAGAGCAGUGAAGAAAAUGGGGCAUUACUUUAUCUUGGUUAACGUACGCUGAUUUUAUAUGUAUCAAUGUUAUGCAGCAUUCAGAGUAUGUCUACAACAGCUAAUUUUAGGAAUUGGAUUAUAUUUAUAAAUAAAUAUUUUUGUCCGAAA